Molecule: messenger RNA, 1160 nt
Organism: Panicum virgatum (switchgrass)
Lineage: Eukaryota; Viridiplantae; Streptophyta; Magnoliopsida; Poales; Poaceae
Product: F-box/kelch-repeat protein At5g26960-like
Exons: 1
Coding region: 1-1083 (360 amino acids)
Molecular function (GO): protein binding
Source: RefSeq, a predicted model, not a curated record
AUGCCCAACCCUAUCCGCGCAGCACCCGCGCCCCUCCCCUGCCUCCCUCCCGUUCUCGCCGCCGCCGCCGCCUGCUCCCUCGAGAGGCCCGAUGAGGCACGGUGGAGGUGGGCGGGGGCAGAGCGCACGCGGCUGCGCGGCGUGGAGGCGAGCGGGUCGCGCGGCUUCGUCCACCUCCGCCGCGCCCACGGGCGCCUCCGCCCUUGCCUCCUCGCUGUCUCCGUCUCCUCCGCCCACGGCGCCGCUGGCACCUUCGCUCGCGGGCUGCUCAAGCUUGGCACCUCCUCCCGCCCCGAACUCGAGGUCGCCGCGCUGCCCGUGCCUCCGCCGCUCCUGCAUUGCGCAGGCUCCUCUGCGUUCGCACACACGCACGCCGUUGCGCUGGGUAGCGAGGUGUUCCUCAUCGGCCGUGGCGCCACGCUGCGGGUGGACGCGCUCACGGGCGCUGCGCGCGCGUGCGUGCCCACGCUGUUCCCGCGGAAGAAGUUCGCCGCCGCGGCCGUGGGCUGGCGGAUCUACAUCGCGAGCGGCUCGGUGCGCACCACGGCGGUCGAGGAGUACGACCCGGCCGCCGAUACGUGGCGCGUCGUGGCGGAGGCGCCGUGGCGGAGGUACGGGUGCGCGGGGGCCGCCGCAGGCAGCGUGUUCUACGUCGCCGGCGGGUUGGCGGUGUCCGGUCACCCCGUCGGGGAGGGCGCCGCCCCACGCGCGCUCGAGGUACACGCGUGCGCCGGGUCGGUGGACGCGCUGCAUGUGGCGUCGGGCGCGUGGGCGUGGUCGGCGCGGCAGCGGGCGGUGCCCGGCGGCGGGUGCGUUGUGGGCACGUGCGGCGCUGGGGACGGCCACCUCUACGUGGUGGCGGGCCGGCCGCGCGGCAGAGAAGGGCAAGCGGCCGCGCGGUGCGGAGGCGGGCAGGCUGUGCGGCAGAGCUGCGUAGGUGGGCGGUGGCGGAGCGGGCGGGGCAGACGCACGGGCGGUGCGCAGCAGGGCCAUGGCCGAGGCGCCGUGCGGCGGCGCAAUUUGGCCAGUAGUAGCGCAGCAGGAGGGAAGGGGAAGAAGAGGAAAAGAGUGGCUGACAAAUAGGGCCCACGUAAUGGAGGAGAGGUGGGUUUAAUCAGCUUAUAAGUCAUCUAGACCCAAACAUGCAUGAUUUAUAAGUU